GGAUGGAUCAUAGCUAGCUAGCUCGGAACACUAGGAAGAGGUCACUUGCUGAUCAAGGAGGCAGCUAGCUAGCCAUGGAAGUCGCCUUCUCCUCCGUUACUCUCCUCCUCUCUUUCUUGGUUGCCAUCUUCUUCUUCUUCAUCUUACGCUUGAGGAGGAAGGGAGUCGACGAUGACGCCCCUCUCCCGACGGGGCCGCGUGCGUAUCCCCUGAUCGGAAACUUGCACCUCGUCGCCCGGGGCGUGCCGCACCAAACUCUGGCUGAGUUGGUGCGUGAGCACGCGAAGGGGCCGCUCAUGCGCCUGCGGCUCGGGCAGGUGGACUGUUUCGUGGCGGCCAACCGAGAGGCUGCGCAGGAGAUCGCUAAGCACCAGGACUUGAACUUCGCCUACCGACCCAAGAUGACCUUCGGCCAGUUCUUCGCCUACGGCAACCGCAAUGUCGCCCUCUCCCCCUACGGCGACUACUGGAAACAGAUGAGGAAGAUCUACGCCAUGGAGAUGAUGAGCCCCUCCCGCGUGAAGUCCUUCUUCUCCAUUAGGGAGGUGGAGUACCGCACCCUGGUGAGGGACAUUUCUGUCGCCGGGGCGUCGGGCCAGGCUCCCGUCAACGUCAGUUCUAUGUUGAUAUCCACAGGCAGCACCAUCGUCGUCAAGUGCGCGUUCGGGAACAAGGGCGAGAAACUCCAGCGCCAGUUCUUGAGCUUGGUGAAGGAGACGCUGAGCUUGAUCACCAGCUUUGCGGUGGCCGACAUGUUCCCUUCGAUAAGAUUCAUGGAUUCUCUCACCGGUUUGACGUACAGGUUGGGUCGGGUUCACCAGAAGCUCGACCGGAUGUUUAAUGAAAUAAUUGCGUUGCAUGAGGCGGACGUGGAAGACGAGAAGAAGGACCUCAUCGAUGUGCUCCUCCAGCUCAGAGACCAAGGAGAGGACAUCACACUCGAAAGCAUCAAGGCUGUAAUCCUGGAAGUAUUCCUCGCAGGGAGCGAGACAACAUCGACGACCAUCGAAUGGGCGAUGUCAGAAAUGAUUAGGAAACCCGAGACGUUAGAGAGAGCUCAGGAGGAAGUGAGGCGAGUUAUCAGCGGAAGGACAAAGAUCACCGAGAGAGAUCUGGAGAAGCUCACGUACUUGAAGAUGGUGAUCAAAGAGACGCUGAGGCUACACCCACCGGCACCCUUAUUGCUUCGCGAGUGUAAGGAAACUUGCCUGGUGCUUGGAUACAAAGUGCCUGCCGGAACUCGAGUGCUCAUCAACGGAUAUGGGUUGGGCCGCGACGAGCGGUACUGGGUCGACGCCUUGGAUUUCAGGCCGGAGAGGUUCGCCGACGGCUCUUUGGACUACAAGGGCAAUAACUUUGAAUAUUUGCCAUUUGGCUCAGGCCGAAGGAUCUGCCCUGGCAUGAACUUCGGGAACGCAUCUAUCGAGGUAGCCCUCGCUCAUCUCCUCAACUACUUCGAUUGGAAGCUUCCUAAAGGAAUGAAGGCGGAAGAUGUGGACAUGAGAGAGAUUGCCGGCAUUGCUACUCUAAGGCACUCACCUCUCUUCAUGCUUGCUACCCCUGCAGUUCCUCUUCCUUAAGCUUCACCUACGUACCUAACUCUAUAAUCUACAUAUAAAGCACUUGAGUUAUUAUAUGUGUGAUUCAGUUAUGUUGAAUGAUUUAAGUAGUUGUCAAACCGAAUGGGUUGUAUAUGAGACCCAUUUAUUUUAUGUUAUAUGCGAUAUACGGAUGAAUAAGAGAAAUCAUAUCCCGAUGUGUUUAUGAAAAAACCUUGUUUCAUUCUAAAUGUUAAGGGAACUCAAUUUUAAAUAAGAGAAUGAACUAUCU
Molecule: messenger RNA, 1830 nt
Organism: Zingiber officinale
Lineage: Eukaryota; Viridiplantae; Streptophyta; Magnoliopsida; Zingiberales; Zingiberaceae
Product: alpha-humulene 10-hydroxylase-like
Exons: 2
Coding region: 75-1580 (501 amino acids)
Molecular function (GO): monooxygenase activity; heme binding; oxidoreductase activity, acting on paired donors, with incorporation or reduction of molecular oxygen
Source: RefSeq, a predicted model, not a curated record